AUGUGGGCCCUCAGCUUACCCGGAGUCUACUCCUCCGUAGGUAUUAGAUCCUGCAAGCCAACUCCCUGGUACGAUCCGUUAUCCACACCUGCAUUUGUUGUGCUUGUUUCUGUGCAAUCACCGUUGAGCAGCAAAUGGGUCAGCUGCAGGCAGAACGUACACAACCUAGUCGUCCGUUUCAAUCCACUGGGGUUGUCUACUUUGGGCCAGUACCUCUACGCACUUGGAAAGAACGAGAACGCUGCCCAAGAGCUGAGGACCAUGUUUCGAGCCGCCUCCGAAUUCUAUAAGGAGUGCGCCGUCUCCCUGGCCAACGGCAGCACUAAAUGGUCGUUCAUUACUCCUGGAACUCCCUACUUCUGCGGCCUGUGGGAAGCAGGCGUCAAAGCGGUUAAAUACCACUUGACGCGUAUUAUCAGAGAUACCAGUUUCACCUACGAGGAGAUGGCGACACUUCUGGUGCAAAUAGAAGCUUGCCUCAGCUCGAGGCCCCUAUGUCUCAGCAACGACCCGAUGGACCUGCACGCUCUCACUCCCUGUCAUCUACUCAUGGGAGAACCGCCGGUGUACAUACCAAAGCCCUCCAGAGCAAACGUCGAUGUUGAUAGUCUGACAUCUCGCUGGACCCUAACCUCUGCUAUAAGGGACCAUUUCUGGAGGAGAUGGUCAUCGGAGUAUGUCCACCACCUACAACAACUCCGGAAGUAA
Vollenhovia emeryi is the source of this 708-nucleotide messenger RNA. RefSeq lists its product as uncharacterized. Bases 1 to 708 code for a protein of 235 amino acids. NCBI's taxonomy places the organism in Eukaryota, Metazoa, Arthropoda, Insecta, Hymenoptera, Formicidae. The transcript is spliced from 2 exons. The record is from RefSeq and is a predicted model, not a curated record. Gene Ontology annotation, molecular function: nucleic acid binding.